UUUCGUGCUCCAACUUCCAAGUACUCACUACUGUACUUUCUCUAUUCUUUCUUCUUGCUAUCUCUCUCUCUUUCUCUCUCUGAGGUAGCACAAGCCAAUAACUAUGAAGGCAAAGUUUCUGAGAGAGUACCUUAACAAGUGUAAGAAACUGGUGGUGAGAGGAGCUACCAAUCCUUCUUGUUCUUCCUAUGAAUACUUCUGUGAAUGGUUUUUGUGGCCUUCCAUGCACAAAAGAUGCUCCAUUCCAAGUGAUGUUCCAAAGGGACACUUGGUUGUAUAUGUAGGAGAGAAUCGCAAGAGAUAUGUGAUCAAGGUUACACUCCUCAACCAUCCACUCUUCAAGGCCUUGCUUGAUCAAGCUCAGGAAGAAUACGAUUUCGUCACGGAUUCAAAACUAUGUAUUCCUUGUGAUGACCACUUCUUCCUAAGUGUCCUUCAAUGUGCGAGCUCGCCGAAGAAGGAAACGGUGUUUGCUCGGGUCUGAGAAACCAUCAUGCUGUUUGAUCAAUUGUUACUUCUAACGAGUAUGCUCAUAUGUUAGCCAUGACUGAUAUCUUGUAAGUAUGAUUAUUGAGGCUAAAGUGUCAUGUAGCUGAUAGAUGUAAAUCAAAUUGAGGAACUGAGAUGAUCCUAUUCUAUUUCUCUAUCAUUUUGAUUAUUUCAACUCAGAGUUUGUUAGUUAAGCAAAGAAAAAGCAGUUUUCAAACUUGAGCGCUGUGAACCCAAGAGAUCAAUGCACUAAUAUGAUUAAAUAUGACAUAAUCUAAAAGUGGUUAGCACUCAAGUUUUAAAAUAACUUUUAAUGCAUAAGAAUAUUGAGUUAUUGACCAAUAAAUGCACACAGAUGUAAAUA
Messenger RNA from Arachis stenosperma, 853 nucleotides. Its product is annotated as protein SMALL AUXIN UP-REGULATED RNA 12-like. Lineage: Eukaryota; Viridiplantae; Streptophyta; Magnoliopsida; Fabales; Fabaceae. The coding region runs from base 104 to 484 and encodes 126 amino acids. The transcript has a single exon. The record is from RefSeq and is a predicted model, not a curated record. Gene Ontology annotation, biological process: response to auxin.